This is a messenger RNA of Sphenostylis stenocarpa, 1098 nucleotides long. NCBI's taxonomy places the organism in Eukaryota, Viridiplantae, Streptophyta, Magnoliopsida, Fabales, Fabaceae. The record is from the annotation of a GenBank genome assembly.
AUGCUCAUCCCCAACAUGUCUCUUUCUUCUCUUCCCACCUUUCCAAUGCACCAUUCUGUUCAACCCACUAAGUUUGGUACCAACAGUGAUGCAGCAACAGAAGCAGUUACCCUUGUCAAUGCUGCUGUUCAGGGAGAGGUGUCUGUAAUUGGAGAGAGUGAAAAUGGGAGCAUAAAUGGGUUUAGAAAGUCUUGGUUUUUGAGCUCCAGGGAGGCAGAGCUUUGUUUAUGUCUCAGGGUAUCCUCGGAUAAAACACAAACACCACAACAGGGAGCAAAAAGUGAAGUUUCUAAGCUAAGAACCAAAGGGCUUGAAGAGCAUCCUGCUAUCCCAAGAAGGUCCUUAAUUAGUCUGGAUAAAGCAUUGUGCAAUGCCAGAGAGACAAGAGAAAGAUUAGCUCAUGACUAUCGCGGAUUAGUUAUCUCUAUUGCAGCUGGAUAUCAAGGCAAAGGAUUAAGCCUUCAAGACCUCAUUCAGGAAGGAACCAUUGGACUUCUUAGAGGAGCAGAGAAAUUUGAGCCAGAGAGAGGAUAUAAGCUAUCCACGUAUAUUUACUGGUGGAUUAAGCAAGCCAUGAUCAAGGCCGUAGCCAGGAAGUCCAAAUUAGUGAGAUUACCGGGAGGCAAGUGUGAAAUGGUUGCCAAAGUUGCUCAGGCCAACAAUAUGUUGAGCACAAGACUGAGGAGAAAGCCCACAUACGAUGAAACUGCUAGAGUGCUCAAUGUGAAUGCUUCCACCAUUAGGCUUGUCUCUGAAAAUAGCAGACCACCAAUUUCAUUGGACAAAGUUGUAACUGAUCGUGGCCACAUGACACUUCAGGAGAUUAUACCAGGGCCAGAAGACUUGACUCCAGAGAAGAUGGUUAAGAGGCAGCUAAUAAAGCAUGAAGUGAUGAAGCUUCUUAACACACUUAGCAAGAGGGAAGCAGAGAUUUUGACAUUGUACUAUGGACUCAAUGGAGAGACCCCUCGAUCCUUCAAGGAGAUAGGAGGAAUGAUGAAGCUUUCAAGGGAAAGAAUCAGACAGAUCAAUGGGAUUGCACUGUCAAAAUUGAGACAAACCAGUGUUAUAGAUCAUCUCAAGUUCUAUCUUGUAUAG